AUGCCAGUGCGAACGGGGCUGGCAAGAAUGGGAACAGGGCUUGCAAUCUAUCUGCACUACCUGGACGUGGAGUAUGAUAUCCAUCUAGGAACUUUGCUGGCGGUGUGGACGACGCAUAUUUCGCCCAUCAAACCGCCAUCCAAAACUGGAGUAUUGAGGAUUAAGACAAGCAUAUGCCCUGAAACGGAUAGGUGGUGUUGUGUGCGUGUUCUGAAGAAUGAUUUGGGGGAAGUUGGGCGCGUUCCUGGUGACCUCACUGGGUUGACGAGGCUGAAAGAUGUGGCGAUGGCGGGAGCCGGCGAUGGAGUAAAGGUUUUGGUGUAUGUGAAGGCUAUAGGAAUAACUCAGCAAGCUAGCCAACCUCAGAAGCGCGGGGAGCUCAUCGAACGGUGCGAUAUCGGCAUUGCAGAUGAUUCUGGGGAAGCUAUACUCACUUUGAAGGGAUAUCUCACCCGCUCAGCACGGAAAUGGGUGCCCAAUUCUACCAUUUUGUUACUCAGCGACGUGUUCUGGGGCUCGGGUACAAGGCGUGCGUACGUCUCUGCGCAGAGCACGGUGGAGGUGGAUCCGGAUAUGAAGGACGCGGACUGGCUUAGGAGGUAUUCAAAGGGGAUGGCGGGGUACGUGAAUGAGAGGUUUCCGGAGAAUGGGCGGGUUAGUGCAAGGGUCACUCCUGAGGUCGUGUUCAUGGGCUAUGUCUGCGUGAUGAUUAUGGAAGUGAAUCUGGUAGAGUUGUUUAGGAAUAACCGUCUCUUCUACACAGAAUGUUGCAACAUGCCGAUAUUUGCUAGUAGCACACACGGCCAAUGCGGCCAGUGCGAGCAAGAUAUUGAACUCAAAUUGAACCCGCGGAUUAUCGGGUCACUCGCGGAUGAAACAGGUUGCAUUUCCUGCACCCCAUUCCAAACCAGCCCUGCGAAGAAACAAUCUCUGGCGAUCCGGGGAUCAUCGCCACUCCUCUGGUCACCGACUGCGUGGUCGCAACUCCUCGGGCGCGAGCCAGCAGCAUUGCUUCAAGGAAGAGAUGCAGCGCAAGUGGGGCAGGAGUUGCUGGUGCUGGAGACUCUGAUGCUUUUCUCGAGGAUCACGGUGUUGUUCGGGUGGAGUAGAGAAGUUGGGAAGUUGGCUGUCUGUGAAGUCUUGGGAAGUUGA
Uncinocarpus reesii 1704 is the source of this 1152-nucleotide messenger RNA. RefSeq lists its product as uncharacterized. Lineage: Eukaryota; Fungi; Ascomycota; Eurotiomycetes; Onygenales; Onygenaceae. Bases 1 to 1152 code for a protein of 383 amino acids. The record is from RefSeq and is a predicted model, not a curated record. The transcript has 7 exons.